Pisolithus orientalis is the source of this 1421-nucleotide messenger RNA. RefSeq names its product NADP-dependent alcohol dehydrogenase. Gene Ontology annotation, biological process: alcohol metabolic process. The transcript has 3 exons. Lineage: Eukaryota; Fungi; Basidiomycota; Agaricomycetes; Boletales; Pisolithaceae. Gene Ontology annotation, molecular function: alcohol dehydrogenase (NADP+) activity. The record is from RefSeq and is a predicted model, not a curated record. Bases 390 to 1394 code for a protein of 334 amino acids.
CCUUUGUCGCACCCACGCGGAAGCUAGAAUCAGACCGGCUCCUUUUUGUAAUGGAGGCGCUAUGCCCCUCAGCUUAUCCAUUCCAGUUUUCUAUCAGUACUGAUAGUAGUAAGGUGAAGGUAUUCAAGAAAACAUCAGGCCGAGCCUCAGAACGGCGUAGGUUCAUGUUAUCAUGUUAUAUCAAAUACAGCGAUGACCUUGUGACCCCUCAGCUAUCUGUUGAACCCGAACUUCCGUGCUUAUUUUGGAUUUGUCGUAAACCCGCAAUUCAGAUAGUUACAUCAUAUCUGAUGCUGAUUAGCUGGCUAUAUAAUAACAUGACACUCCUCUCUUUCGCCUCCAACGUUUAACGCUCAACUUCGUGCAAGAACUUUGCAGACGAGACGAUCAUGACGGGUAUCGAUUUGACCGUAUACAAGGGAUCUCCCAGCGGCAAAAUUGUCAAAGGAAGCACCCACAAGGACCUCAAGCCGGACGAAGUCCUUUUGAGGAUCACGCAUGCGGGCCUCUGUGGCACGGACCUGCACUACAAGGACCAAGAUAUGGGUCUCAGCCAUGAGGGCGUUGGUGUCGUAGAGAAGAUUGGAUCCGAAGUUACCUUCUUUAAGGUCGGUGACCGUGCCGGUUGGGGUUACCUCCACAACGCAUGUCUUCACUGUGAUCAGUGCCUGAGUGGCAACGAGAUAUUCUGUCCCAAGCGUGCUAUGUACGGAGAGGCGGAUUUAGAUCAGGGCGCUUUUGCAACGCACGCUGUAUGGAGGGAAGCGUUUCUUUUCCAUAUCCCGGACGCCAUAAGUUCCGCCGAUGCAGCUCCUCUGAUGUGCGCUGGUGCCACCGUCUUUAAUGCAUUAGCAUUGCACGGUGUGCGCCCCGCUGAUCGCGUCGGUGUGGUCGGUAUCGGGGGGCUCGGGCAUCUUGGUAUCCAGUUCGCAGCCAAGAUGGGCUGUGAUGUGGUGGUGUUUUCGAGCACGAACAGCAAGCGGGAUGAAGCCAUGACGCUUGGAGCGAAGGAAUUUUACGCGACCAAGGGAGCGAAGGAGCUCGACAUUGAACGUCCUGUUAACUACUUGAUGGUAACCACGUCAGCCAGUCCUGACUGGAAUUUGUACCUACCCAUCAUUGCACCUAUGGGAACUAUCGUCCCUCUCACGGUAACUGAGGGAGACUUCUCCAUACCCCACAUGGGUUUGGUUGGUAAAGGACUUCGGGUUCAGGGUAGCAUAUGCCCAUCGCGUGGCUUGCACGUUGAAAUGUUGCGCUUUGCGGCUCUGCACGCUAUUAAACCAGUCAUCCAGAAGUUCCCGCUCACCUUGGAAGGUAUCCAGGAGGCGAUAGACAAGUUGGAGAAAGGCCAAAUCAGGUAUCGUGGGGUCUUGGUUGCCCCUGGCGCGUAAGCAAUGGGGAAAGUCCAAAAUGUUCUG